CGCCGGGCCGGGCCGCUAGUGCGCAUGGGCGGGCGUCCUCGGCUCUAACUGCCGCCAGUUUCCACACGCUGGGAGGGGCCGUUACCUCAGAGAUACCCGUGGCCGGCAUGUCGGUUGAAAAAGCUUCCCGGAAGGGAGACGAAGAGAAAGGAGAGGAGCAGCUCGUGAUCAUCCCCGGUAGCGAGUACGCGGCGAAGCAGGCGGCAGCGGAGGGAGCGCCGAUGAAGAUGGAUGUGACAGUGAGGGCCGCGGGCUGCUCUGACGACCUCAGCUCUGGGGAGGCCGACAUAGACCCAAAGCUCCUGGAGCUCACCGCUGACGAGGAGAAGUGCCGCAGCAUCCGCAGGCGAUACCGGCAGCUCAUGUACUGCGUGCGGCAGAACCGGGAGGACAUCGUGAACUCGGCGAACAACUCCUUAACCGAGGCUCUGGAGGAAGCCAACGUCGUGUUUGAUGGCGUGAGCCGAACCAGAGAAGCAGCCCUCGACGCCCAGUUUCUUGUUAUGGCUUCUGAUUUGGGUAAAGAAAAGGCAAAGCAGUUAAACUCAGAUAUGAACUUCUUUAAUCAGUUAGCAUUUUGUGACUUUCUGUUUCUGUUCGUGGGUCUGAAUUGGAUGGAAGGCGAUCCUGACAAGUUGAGUGAUUGUGAUGAUAGCAUAGCUCUUUCCUUCUGGAAGGCAAUAGAAAAGGAAGCAACAUCCUGGAUGGUAAAAGCUGAGACAUUCCAUUUUGUUUUUUGUUCAUUCAAGCUAGAACCUUCUGCACCAAAGCCCCGACUUGAACACCGGAGAAAAGUUCGCAAGAUAGAAGAAAAUGGGAACAUGCCUACAAAGUUGCGGCAGUUGGACCUGAGUAGUUAUCCAGAAGCGACAGAAAAAAACGUAGAAAGGAUUUUGGGAUUGUUGCAAACCUACUUUCGAAAGUAUCCUGAUACUCCUGUGUCCUAUUUUGAGUUUGUGAUUGAUCCAAACUCUUUUUCUCGUACUGUGGAGAAUAUAUUUUAUGUUUCUUUUAUUGUAAGAGAUGGUUUUGCAAGAAUAAGGCUUGAUGAAGACAGGCUGCCAAUAUUAGAGCCGAUGAAUGUUAACCAAAUCGAUGAGGGAAAUGAUUCCAGUUGCCAUGGCAGGAAACAGGGAGUUAUAUCUUUGACUUUACAGGAGUGGAAAAACAUUGUGGCAGCUUUUGAAAUUUCUGAGGCUGUGAUUACAUACUCCUCAUAGUAAAGAUUUCUUAGUAUAGGAUCCUUUUUGUGUUUUUUUCUGAAGUUAUCUCAGAUGUAGAGCAAAAUGUAAACUGAAGCACAUGUUGAAUCUCUUGUAAAGUGAAAAAGUAUUUUCAAGAACAUCCGACAUUGUUUUACUGUGCAGCGUAUUUUUCUUAGUAAUUUAUAAGGUCAUGAUCUUCUGUUAUUAAAACAUUCACUGGCAUAUUUAUGGGAGCGUUUUAUUGAAUGCCCUUUAAAACUAUUAAUAAAAGUUUUGGAUACCAAA
Messenger RNA from Nomascus leucogenys (northern white-cheeked gibbon), 1490 nucleotides. It is a transcript of the gene EID3, whose product is annotated as EP300 interacting inhibitor of differentiation 3. Gene Ontology annotation, biological process: DNA repair. NCBI's taxonomy places the organism in Eukaryota, Metazoa, Chordata, Mammalia, Primates, Hylobatidae. The record is from RefSeq and is a predicted model, not a curated record. Gene Ontology annotation, cellular component: Smc5-Smc6 complex; nucleus.